AUGGCUUCCUCUGGCCAGCUGUCUGAGAUUCCACAUCUCGUGGCUCUCAUCAAGACUCUCACAAAUCCACAAUUGAAGGAUCUUUUACGCAAUGAGGGACUCGCAGUAUCCGGUGUCAAGGCAUCACUGCAGCUGCGCAUCAUUGACUAUCUUGAACGCCUUGCCAAUUCGGAGGGUAAUGGGGCCCGCUACGACGCCCUGAGGCGACUCAUUUACCAGACUGCAAUUCCUGGUGCUUCAGCUUUUCAGUCUUCCUCGCCCAGUUAUCAGCUUCCUCCUCCACCUUCUGCUCAGCCUGCACCGUCACAACCUCGGCCUGCAUCUCUGGGAGGUACCAUGGCUUCCCAUUCCAGCUCACCCGGUCGUCUUUCUUUCAAAGAAAGCCCAUUUUUCACGAUCUUGACUCCCCUCACUUCGGUGAUGGAAUGUAAAGUCCGUGAACAGACAAGGGAUAGUGUUGAGCUCAAGGUCAUCCUGAGUGUAUCCACGGCAUCGGAUCUGCAAACCGACCCCAACCUUCGGGUGAUGGUCUACUGUGCAGCCGACUCGGGCCUUAAGCAGUAUACCAAGUCGGAUAUUGCUUUCCCCCAUCAAGUGGAGCUAAAGGCAAACCUUGAUGAAGUCAAGGCCAAUCUCCGCGGACUAAAGAAUAGACCUGGUACUACUCAACCCGCCGAUGUCACUGCCCAUAUACGCAAAAAGGCAAAUUAUCCUAACAACAUCGUGAUAACUUAUGCAUUAACAACAAAGAAAUUCUUCGUGGUUGCCAACCUUGUCCGACAACACCCCGUUGACGAGCUUGUCUCGCAACUCAAAUCUCGUAAGAUCAUCUCAAAGGAGCAGGUCAUCCGCGAAAUGAAAAACCGCGCAGAUGACACGGAUAUAGUUGCGACAUCAAGUAUCAUGUCGCUCAAGUGCCCGCUGUCAACGCUCAGAAUCCAAGUUCCUUGUCGUUCUGUGGUGUGCACACAUAACCAGUGCUUCGAUGCAGCAUCCUUUCUACAGCUGCAAAAGCAGGCUCCCACCUGGACCUGUCCAGUAUGUUCCAAGUCCACGAGUUUCGAGUCGUUGCAGGUAGACCAGUACGUCGAUGAUAUUCUCGGGUCCACGUCACGAGAUGUAGAUUCCGUCGUCGUGGAGCCGGAUGGCGUAUGGGCCGCACCCACCGAUGCAGACACAGUGAACAUAGGCGGACAAACGCCCGCAAGCGAUGAUGACGAUGAUCUAAUCGAGAUCAGCGAGCCUGGAGUCUCUACGGUGAAACAAGAACCGAUGUCUGUAAACAUCAUGCUGGAGCGCACGCCAGCCCAAUCCAAGUCCCGAGAGGCAUCGACCCCAUCCUCGGCAGCUCGGUUAUCAAGCAAGAAGCGGUCUGCUGCGCAGGUCAUCGAUCUCACUGGCAGCGACGACGACGAUGAUGACUCGCCAGCUCCUCCGGUGAAACGUCCCGCCUUGAACUUUGGUGUUCGUGGGAUAGCAUCGCAUGAUUCUCACCAGCCAGUGGCUAACAGCCCUUUGAAUCACCGAGCUUAUCCACCCCCUCCGUACUAG
Molecule: messenger RNA, 1551 nt
Organism: Penicillium daleae
Lineage: Eukaryota; Fungi; Ascomycota; Eurotiomycetes; Eurotiales; Aspergillaceae
Exons: 7
Coding region: 1-1551 (516 amino acids)
Biological process (GO): protein sumoylation
Molecular function (GO): zinc ion binding; SUMO ligase activity
Source: RefSeq, a predicted model, not a curated record